This is a messenger RNA of Paramecium primaurelia, 1881 nucleotides long. Lineage: Eukaryota; Ciliophora; Oligohymenophorea; Peniculida; Parameciidae. The record is from the annotation of a GenBank genome assembly.
AUGAAAUAUUUCAUUUUGACAUUAUUUGUUUUGAAUGCAUUUAACUUCUCUUUGAAUGAUGAUUGGGAUGGUAUGGAAGAAGCAAUCAAAGUUCAAUAAGAUGCUGUCUUGGUAUAGAGAAUAAUUAAAUAGGAUCUAGUAGACUAGAUAGACUUAUAUUCAGAAACUCCGAUUACAACUUAGAUAGAGAAUCAAGUAUAGUAACUGAUGAAUCCUCCACUUGAAUCUGAUUAGAAUGAGAAUGAAAAUGAAUAGAGUGAAGAAGUACACUCUUUAGAAUACUGGUUAGAGAGAUUAGGAGAUGAAUAUUAAGACGAAACUAUAUUGUUAUAGCAACCAUAAUCAAUUACAGAAUAAAUCACAACAGUUGUUGGAAAUUUAGUUUUGAAAGUAGGAGAUGCUAAUCAAUUAAAGUAAAUGGCUGAAUAAGUUGAAAUAGAAUCUCCGUUGAUUAUAGAUGGAAUAGAAUUAGAAUAUUAAGAUGAAAAUAUUUAGAUGUAAUAAUUAUUAAACUCAGCUUUGGAAAUGUAGAAAUCAUUAAAUUAAGAUAAUGAAUAAUAUGAUUUAAAUACAAAUUCAAAGAAGAAACAUAAAAAGAAGAGACCAAUUAUUGAUAUUGAUUUAAAUGAUUUAACUAUAUCAGAAGAUAAUGAUUAAACUGAAAUAGACUAUACAAUAUAAUAAGAGAGUGAUAAUAAUUAAAUAUAAAAAGAGAAUGAUAAUAAUUAAAUAUAACAAGAGAAUGAUAAUAAUUCAAUAUAACUAGAGAGUGAUACUUCUGAAAAUACUAUAGAAGUUUAAAUUAAUUCAACUAAAGAAGAACCCUAAACUGAGAAUAUUUCUAAGUUCACUCCAAAUGAAGAUACAAUUAAUGAAGUUUAAGAUAAUAAUAGAAUGUUCAAUUUUUUGAAUGAUGUUCAUAAAGAUGUUGAAAAUGAUAAUAAUUAAAUUAAAUAAUAGGAUUAAAAAUCUUAUAAUUUCAAAGAAUAUUCAUUUAAUAAAUUUGAUGGAGAUUAACGUUCUUUUUAUAAUGAAAAUGAAGAUUCUAUAUUAAAAGUAGUAGAAAGAGAAUAACCAAAAGAAAUUAAUAAUAAUAAUAAUUAAUUUUAAUUUAAGGAAGAAUAAAAAUCAUACAAAUUUAUUAAUAAAGAAGAAUCAGAAUAAAAUAAAGAUAAAUAAUAAAUAGUAAAUAAUCAAGAUUAACCAUAAGAAACAUCAAUUCUUAAAAAAUAUUUAUUAUAUACAGAUUAACCAGAAGUGAUAUCCACAGGAACUACUGAAAAAGAAAUUGAAGAAGAUAAAAGAUUAAUUACUGCUUUUAAAUCUAUGGAUAGAGAUGAACAUUGGGAAAAAACAACAAAGAAAUAAAAAAUAAAUACAGAUGUUAAAAAUGAAUUAUUAAGAUGUACUUUAUUAUAAUAUUAUAUUAGUUACUAAAGUUGAUGAUGAACCAUAAAUAAAGGAACCUGAAUUUAAAGAGGUUACAGAAAGUAAAGUGGAAAAUCCUUAUAAAUUUAUUUCAUUUAAAGCUGACCCAUAAUAUGAAUAGGCUGAGAAUGCAAAAAAGAAUGAAAUUGCUAAAUCUAAAUAUGAUGAAUUACCAGAAACUAAAUUAUAAUCCAAAGAAGAUAUGAAAAGAGAAAAACAAUAAAAAAUAUGUAUUAAUAUAAAAAUGAAUUUUUAGAGGAAAUGCAAAAGAUAAUUGAAGAAUAAUUGAAGAAUAAAACAUUAAAAAAGAAAUCUGAAACAGAUAAAUCUUUAUAAUAUGAAAGUGAAUAUCUACAAUGGGAAAGAGCUACAUAAUCUAAAUAAUAUCCUGCUGAAAUCAAUUUUGUUAUGACAUAAAAUAAUUUAAGAAAAAGAUUGUGAUUAAAAAAAAAC